AUGGCUAGACCCCAACAACGCUACCGAGGUGUACGCCAGAGGCACUGGGGAUCUUGGGUCUCUGAAAUUCGCCACCCUUUAUUGAAAACUAGGAUAUGGCUAGGAACCUUUGAAACAGCAGAAGAUGCAGCAAGAGCAUAUGAUGAAGCAGCUAGGCUCAUGUGUGGCCCAAAAACACGCACUAAUUUCCCAUACAACCCCAAUGAGCCACACUCAUCUUCAUCUAAGUUUCUCUCAGCUACUUUAACAGCCAAGCUUCAUAAGUGUCACAUGGCUUCCCUUUCCCUUCAAAUGGCAAAGCAGAAACCAGCACAGAAAGAGCCUCAAGCAAUAUCAUCACAGAGGUCCAAUCCAUUUGCCUCUGGCAAUGCCAUUGCUGGAACAAGCUCUGAACCUUGUUUUAGAUGGCUAGAAGGGAAUUGGGUUGGCGUGGAAGGCAAAGUUGAAGUUUCUCAGCAACAAUUUCAACCAGUUCUUGAAGAUGAUCACAUUGAGCAGAUGAUACAGGAGUUGCUUGAUUAUGGGUCAAUUGAGCUUUGCUCUGUUGGUUCAGCUUAG
Molecule: messenger RNA, 558 nt
Organism: Gastrolobium bilobum
Lineage: Eukaryota; Viridiplantae; Streptophyta; Magnoliopsida; Fabales; Fabaceae
Product: ethylene-responsive transcription factor ERF003-like
Exons: 2
Coding region: 1-558 (185 amino acids)
Biological process (GO): regulation of DNA-templated transcription
Molecular function (GO): DNA-binding transcription factor activity; DNA binding
Source: RefSeq, a predicted model, not a curated record